ACAUUCCGCUCAUUCCAGCCGCAGCGAACAAUCAGCUCUCAGUUAUUUAUUGGUGCAGCUCGCGCUCUGCUCCGCUCAGUCUGCUGCUGGCCGUUACAUGGAGGAGAGCAGAGGAGCAGAAGACCGGGAUCAUUGUGGAAUAAAUUGUUUGAAUUGAGCAAGAAAACUGAGAAAUUACACCAGGCGACUUGUAUUUGUUUUGCGUGUGAUGAGCCUUUAUUUGGGUGAGUUUACAGCUUUGUUCUCGGAGGGUUUUUCUCUCGCUUUGACUGUUUUGGACGCCUGAUAACCAGACGUCCUAUCUGCACGGAUGUGUUAGCAUGGUGCUGUGUUGAUGUGGGAGAAUUAACGAGACUUUUUCCAGUUUGUAAAUAUGAUCUUUUAUAAUAAAUCUUUUGGCAACUUUUACACCUGUACUCACUCAAAAAUUGCUCUUUAAAAACACAUGCUGGUCUUUAGUAAACUUUAAACCUCGAACUUUGAUGUUAUUGUAUUUAUUAUUAUGAGAAACUCAUUUUCAGGGAUCAUAUUUAGGCAAUGCACCAAUACAUUUUCCAUCAACCAUUGCAUAAAUUAGUCUAUUUGUUGUUGUGCAAGUUUGCAAAGCCAAGCUAAGCCACUAUUUGUACAGUUUGGCAUAUCUAAAACAUUAAAAGUUGACCCUAACUGCUAUGAAGUUAAGGUAGGUAGGUUAGAAACUAUAUGAAUUAAGGUAUCCACUAUCAUCAAGAAAGGCUGAAAAUACAGAGUUAAGAUGUUUAAAACUGUUUUAAUUCAAUAGCUCUGUUCAAUCAAAGAGAAGUUUUAUAAGUCGCAAAUUUGCUUAAACAACUUUUCAAUGAAGUCUAUGAUACUGAGAUGCACUCUUCAGUUUGCCAGGUUAAGUUAUAUUACUAUAUAUACAGUUUUGGAACAUUUAAAACAUGGAAAGAUCACUCUCUGCUUUAAAGUUGAGGUAGAUGAAUCAGAUGCUUCCCAACUGAAGGUAUUAACAGUUAAAGUGCAAAAAUCAUUACAAGGAAACAAAAAUGCGAAGUAAAUAUGUGGAAAGUCAUUAAAUUUAAUAGCUUUAUUGAACAGGGAGUUUGAAGAGUCACAAAUUUGCUCAAACAACUGUUUGAUAAAGUGAGUACCACUCUUGAGUUGAGCUGGGGAAAGUUAUGCCUUUGAGCGUGUGAGCAAUAAAACCUGAUACACACUGACUUCACUGUCAGGGAUAUUUCCAGUAAUAGCUCUCAAAGUUAUUGUGCAAUAGAAGUCUUUGUCAAUUAAUGGAGAGGAAUGUUGGCCUCUGCCUGCAGCAUACUACCAAAAUACUGCUAUCAUACAGUAUUAUUGUUAUAAAGAAAAUAAGAUUCAAGAACCAUAGAUAAAUCAAUAAGAGUAUUGUGUCUGAUCAUUUGGAUGGUUUCUUCUUCAGGUUUGUGAUUGGAAAAGCUCCAGACUUCCCCGAUUGGCUCUAUUUUCUGCUCAUUUUGAAAUGAGAACCGCUGAGGAGUCAUCAGGAACGGUCCUGCACCGUCUCAUCCAGGAGCAGCUCCGCUACGGGAACCUGACAGACACUCGCACACUUCUUGCCAUCCAGCAGCAGGCUCUGCGUGGAGGCAGCAACAGCAGUGGGGGCGGGGGCGCAGGAAGUCCUCGCUCCUCUCUGGAGAGUCUGACUCAGGACGAGUCCCAGUACAUGCAGAUGUCUACACGACAGGAGCCUCAGGGUCAGGAGCACCAAGGAGAUGGCCUGCACUCUGAGAGCCAGGUGUGCCAUCUGUACCAGCUCCAUGGAGAAGAGCUGCCCACAUACGAGGAGGCAAAAGCCCACCUGAUCUCCCAGCAAGCCGAGCAGGAGGCACCCAGCAUGGACAUAAUGGGGGGUCACAGUGAGGGACAGUGGGAUCUAAAGAGGGAGCACGCUCGCUCCCUCAGUGAGAGGCUCAUGCAGCUUUCUCUGGAGAGGAACGGAGCUCGACACAGUGCGGCUAUGAGCACCUCACACAGCUACCCACAGCUGUACAACCAAAAUAUCACAAACACUGCAGCUCAUGAAGGGACACAGCAGAGUGUGGACCAGCGAGGGCCACCCCCGGACUAUCCUCUCAUUGCCAGACUGCCUGGAUAUAUGCUUAGCCACUCACAGGAGCAUGUACAGUACUACAGAGACCCUCCACCCCCUUUCUACGCUCAGCAUCACAGGUAAAAAAAAAAGGGAUGAGACGAAUGAAUCUGACUAAACGAGGUCAUAUAUCCUGCUUCAGAUAACGCUUCCUUUCAGUACUUCCUACACCUUGUGGUUUCCAACAGUUUUGUAACGAUUACUCAUGUCUCCUCUCAGCAGGUAUGUGUCUGCUCAGUCCCAGGUGGCUCACAACUGUAGUACAAUCCCAACCUCAAGCAAUAACUCAGCUCAGACUGAUGUAUUGAUGCGGGAGAAUGAGCGGCUCAGGAAGGAGCUUGAGGUCUACGCUGAGAAGGCCGCCAGGCUGCAGAAGGUGAGAGACCAGUGGAUGUGCUGGCACACAGAGGCUGUGAAAUCAUAACAAAGCAGUGUCCUAAUAGUGCUAGUCAGGGUCAGAGGCUAUUUGGCAUACUAUUCAUUUCAUACUGAAGCCAAAUAGAUUCUCUCUAAUAGUUGAGUGUAAAAGUUUCUCCUCCUCUACAGUCCCUUCAGCACCCCCCCUUUGUCUUUCAAACAUGCUGGCAUUUUGCCACCAGAGCAGAUAAAUGCCCUGACACCUGGGACCCACAAGUAUUCACUCAGGAAUGUCGAAUCCAACUAUUCACAUGCGCAUAGUAUUAUGAGCCAUUUGCCUGUGGGCAGUAAAAAAGGAAUGAAGAGAUGACUAAUUAGCCUCACUGGUGUUAACUACUGAAAACUCGACCACAGUGCAGACAAUGACUGUGCAUGCCUUUCCCAGAGACUGAUCAUCUUCUCACAUCUCCUUCUCAGUUGGAGCUGGAGAUUCAAAGGAUUUCUGAAGCCUAUGAGACCCUGAUGAAAGGCUCUGCAAAGCGGGAGGCUCUGGAGAAAACAAUGAGGAACAAACUGGAGGCUGAAAUCAAAAGGAUGCAUGACUUCAACCGAGACCUUCGAGGUAUGUGUUGACCACUAAACCCAUCCUGAUGAUUCCUGCUGCAGUCUGUGUUUAAGCAUCAUGUUUCAUUUAUUAUCCUGUUUUUUUACAGAACAACUCGACACAGCUACCAAACAUCGAGCAGCAAAGGAGACAGAGUGUUCGGACCAGAGACAGCACGUCUUUGUUAAACUGCUGGAGCAAAGUGAGUUUAUCUCUGUGUUUUAUUGAACCUUUAUUAAGCCUUUUAAUGGAGACACUGUCCUCUCAGUGUACGGCACAGAAAAGGAGGUUUUCUGCUAUUAUUAUUAGUCAAUAUGAGCCCAUCACAGAUACACCAGUAUGUGCUUGGAUGUAUUCUAGUAUUUGUAGAAGUUAAACUUAUUCAUCUGGACAUGUGAUGCAGAAAUAGUGCUUUUGGUUAUUUAGGAGCAUAACAUUGUCAUGUUUUCACCAUUGGACAUACGAUCAGUUUGCCUCCUGUGAACUUGUUUUUCCAUUAACCAGCUGAAGGGGGUCAACUACUGUAGUUGAAGCAGACCCACUUUGGUCAAUCAAUAGAUUUCUGCCCUGUGUUUGUGUCAAGGACAAAGAUAGUGAUGCAGUUAUAUUGCCUGAUUGGACUAUGACUGUAGCUUCACUCACUUAAAGAGUAUAAUGCAGAAAACAGCACUAAGGGUGACUUAAAAAUGGCGCUUUUAGUUCAGCUGAAAAACAGAACCCGCAACCAUGAAUCAGUGCAUCAGAGCCAUGCAGACGGUGGUUCGCACUGGAUAUGGUUUAAUAUUGUAUCUUAAUAUUGAAUAUUCUGUGUCAAGUUCUUUGUUCAAGGAAGCAGCCUUCAGAAUAUACAAGCACAUUAACAUAAAAAAGCGGUUUUAUUUCAGAUCUCUUUUUAUUUGGACUCUGUCCUGGUGUAAAAAUCCUCUUCAGUCAAAGAUUUCAUGUCAGUCAGGCUCCAUUUAUGAGUUUUUAAACUGAUUUGACAAACUCCCUUCCUUCAGAAGGACCAAACAAUGACAGGAACAUAUUAAAACAGUGAUUGGUUUCCUCUUUCAGGGAGGUGUUGAGUUAUGAAAGCUGUCUCUACAUGUCAAACACCUUCAUAUCUAAUGUGAGGAGCUACUCUGGGCGCUCACCGAGACACCAGCCAUUUUUGCAUCGCUGCAGUGAAUGUGGCCUGAAUUCCUGGGAUUUUUUUCAGUAUUUCAGGCUGUUCUAGCUUUAGGAAUGCCUCCCUCCUCUCUCCUCUUUCCCUCCUCCCUCUUUACUCAGUUUUGCAUCACCGCUGACUUUCCUCCUUGAGGGGAGCUAAUAAGUCUGGGACUCCAGGGCAUCCAGGCCUGACUCAACAUGACCUCUGGUCGUCUCACUCUCCUUGUUUGGGCAUUUUUUUUUUACCUCAGGGUUCAAUCAUUUUCAGUGUGUUGUGAAUAUUUCUUCCUCUCUUGACUGUACUGGAAUGUAUUGUAGAGUAGAGAAGAACCUGAUAUUUUGUGCAUUUCCAUUUAUCAAAAAGUGGAGGAGGAAGAAAGCCAUGCAUGAAAAAGUAACUCAGAGGAGUCUUUUUAAAAGUUAGUAUAACAUGAAUACAGCCAAAUACAAUAAGCAAAGCCCACACUAAGACAAAAACAAGAUUUCAAGAAUAAAGAACUUUGUGUUAUUAAUGCAAACUUGUAGGAUUUAUGCCUUGCAUAAGACCAUUAAUGAGAAGAGGAUCAUCUUUUUGAUUUUGCAUUUUGAGAAACGGGUAUAAUUGCCAAAAUUUCGUCUUUUUUUUUUUUUAAACAUUAUUUUAGAUAUAUACUCACAACACUUUAACUCUUAAGCUUUUACUCCUCUUUGCAAAUUAGACUGUACGAUUUUGAUUUUCUUUCCCAAACUCUGCUGUAGUUACAUAACCAUCAGCGCUCUCCUGCAUACCACUCUCACUGGAGUGACAGCUGCACUGUUCUGUGUUGGUUUCAGUGAUUGACCCAAAGCCAAACAUCAGAAUUAUUGCCUGUUUACAGUAACAGUUAUCUCGGAGCAGCAGAGGCAAAAGCCACAUCUGGACUACAAUUGGUGGAUGUGUAGAUUUUUUUUCUCCUCAAGGACCACUUGAAUUAUAUUUUGAGCCGCUUGUUUACUUCUCGUCCCUUGAAGCAUUCCUGAGCUUUUCCCAGUACAAGGCGAUGCCUGUGUGCGUAAGUGGAUAAGAGGAAGUCUGCAUUCCCUCCACAGGCAUGCAGGCGUGUUGUGUAAUCAGCCCCCUUUUAAAAGUGGCACAACAGACAAGCUGGAUUUCCUUUACGAAAAAUUCCACUGAAACGUUGACCAACUUUUAAUAAGUGUUUGAAAAUGUUGUUCCUGCUGCUUGCCUGAUCCACGUGUAGAAAUCUUUUUGUUGCUCUGCUCUCCGCUUUUGCGUGGCUGAAUCACAUGCCUGAAUGGCAGUGUGUAAAUGUCCCUUGUUGGGUCACAUUCCUUACAAAACAUCAUUCACUAAGCUGAUUCAGCUGCUUGAUUGAUCCCAUCAAUGGCUGCUGAAACUCUUGAUAUGAAGUUUACUCUUCUUAAGAAUUCAUUUGACCCCCUUCACAGUACUGCUUUUGUUCUAUAGCUUGGGAAAUUCACCCCGAGGCCUCUUUUCCCUCGGUUUUUAUCGUAGAUGAAGAGCAGCAGCGGGAGCGUGAACAGCUGGAGCGGCAGAUACAACACCUGCGCAUCUCUGGGGAGGAGUGCCAACGCAGACGGGAGAUUCUGGAGCAGGCCCUGGCCACGACCCAGGCCCGAAACCGUCAGCUGGAGGAAGAGCUGCAGAGGAAGAGGGCCUAUGUGGAGAAAGUGGAGCGGCUGCAGAGUGCGCUGGCUCAGCUGCAGGCAGCCUGUGAGAAGAGGGAGGCGCUAGAGCUGCGGCUACGUACACGGCUAGAGCAGGAACUAAAAAGCCUGAGAGCACAACAGGUGAGCAGGAAAAGUUAUUUGAAGGUGUAAGACUACUAAAACAACACUUUGGAGAGGUUUUUCUUGAGAGUUAGAUGAGACUUCCGUCAGCUUAGAAUGUUCAGUUUUGGCCAUGUGUUUAAAACUUGUCACAUUUGUCAUUUGUCAUGUGUCAAAUUGCUGAUUCAAACAGUAUAUGGUUCUCUGGAAGCAAAAUGGUUAUAUCUGUUGUCCUUUAUCUCAGUCUCAGAACCAGGCAGCAGACUCAACAGCUUCAGAGUUGAGCCUGUCCACUUUGCAGCAACAGCAGCUAAGAGAAAAAGAGGAGCGUAUUCUGGCCCUGGAGGCAGACAUCACCAAGUGGGAGCAGAAGUACCUAGAGGAGAGCACCAUGAGGCAGUUUGCAAUGGAUGCAGCUGCUACUGCUGCAGCACAGAGGUACAAUAAAACAUGGAAACAUGUAGCUGAAAUAAAAGCUCAAAACUAGUGGAAGGUUUGGGAUGGUUUAUAACAGAGAUCUUUUCUUUUGCAGGGAUACAACCAUCAUCAAUCACUCUCCUCGGCAUUCACCAGACAGCAGUUUUAAUGAGGACCUGUCUUUAUCAAGUCAGAGACAUCAGGAGAUGGAGAAAAGGUAUGAACAUACAGUAUAUUGCUCUGAACAUACAGUAUAUUGCUCAUUGUUAGAAACUCAGUCAAAUCUUCUUGAGGAGUGAUCUAACAGUGUAAAAAUGUGUUCAGGAUUCGUGCACUUCACGCUCAGCUCCUGGAGAAGGAUGCUGUGAUCAAAGUCCUCCAGCAGCGCUCCAAAUGGGAGCAGGGCAAGCUUCGACUGGCCCGGUCCGUCCCCUCCAUCAACACUGUGACCAGCAGCACAGAGAGUAAAGGUGAGAACAAGAUGAUUCCCUACCCGUGAGGAAUUCUAAAUCUAUAAUGACACAUGCUAUUAGGCGACAACUGGCAGACUGGUCAGCGCCGCCAGACAGAAUGUACGCUUCCUAAAAAAAGUGGGCAGUAGAUGACAACCCUUUCGUGUCCCUCAAAUAGACAACAUGUUUUUAAACUGGAAUGCAUAUCGUCUCUCACUCCAGAAUAGCCUGAUCCAGAAUAGUCAUGGGAAGAACUCAGCAGGCAGAUGUUUAGGAGAGUGUCAAUGUGGAUGUAAGCAGGUAAUUAAGCAGCCUCCUCCUUUUGUCUUCGUCUGCAGGAAAGAGCCUCUCAGAUGAUCAGACAGGUGCUGCUGCCCUGCACAUCAAAUCCAGGGUGGUAGUCGCUAAGGCUCCUAGCCGAGACUCCAGCACCCAGAGUGACGAGGUCCCACAGGAGCAGGAAGCAGAGUCCACAGCAGAGCCCAGCAAGCAAAAGCCAUGUGAUGUGAUCUCAGCAGCUACGUCGAGUGAGUUUAUAGUUUUGUCAGACAAAAUCACCACUAUGCAAAACACUGCUAAUGUAAACAGUCAUGUUUUUAUUCUAAUCAAAUUACAAGUCCAAAAAUAUGGAGCAUUUCCUUAUGGUGACUGCUACUGUGUUUAAAUCACAGUAUCACGUAGAAGAAUAUUUUUCACUAUACAAACGUGACAUCAGGAAUGUAAUACUGCCAAAUGUAACAAGCAGUAAAGAGUAUAAAGUAAAGAAACUCUGCUCAGUGUAAACAACAACCAAACUACACUUAGUAUGUUGACAUUACGGCUCAUUUAGGCCGUUUUACUCAACUGCAGUCCUUGUCCCAGUACACAGGCACCAUCGAAAAAUAAAUAAAGUGAUUAGAGGUAAGAGGUGAUAUUCCUCCUUUUAGCCAGUUACUAUAUGACCAUCUUCUGGCUGAACUGUUACAUCACAAAACAGACAACUCUACAGCCCUAUACUGUGUACUCGCUUUGUUGAGUUUAAAAACCCACCACCCCACCCCAAAAUUUUUCUUUUGUUGUUUGUUUACUCCCUUUAAUCUAAUGCAAUACAUCAGUUUUUGAUAUCAAGUAAAUGUUCUGAGUCCUAAAAUGACCAGACUUUGAUUUAUACUGGGCUGAAAGAGAUGUUCAGAACAGAUCUUUUGCAUGAUUAAAAGAUACAGAGCAAUGCAAAGUCAUAUGUCACUUAAACAGGUGCCAGGGUGCAGUUACUACAGUCAAAAAAGUUACCUCUGUUGCGUUUUAACAAAGGUUAUUUUUUUUCUAACCUGAUUAAAGUUUGCUGGAAUCUGCUUUGCCUCUAAUGAGCUCACGUUUAUGAACUGAUAACAUUACAAAUUUAAAGCUCAUUCAAUUUAAAGCUCAAAUUAAACCAUUUGUAUUGUGCAGCUUUGCAAACAGCAGCUCUUGCAGUUUUAUUUGCUCUUGCAUACCAAAGUUGUUUUUCUAAUCUGCUAAUUUUGUCUCCACUGUAGACGCCACGGAGGAGCCAAAGGCAACACUCAAGACAUUCAAGAGCAUCAACAGCUCAGACGCAGAGGUGGUAGAAAUCCUCAUUUAAGUACUGGCUGCAGCUGACGUGACUGAGCGAUGACAGAGACACUUGGCGGAGUUGUUAAAGGCCUUCAUGACAUCUGCUGAAAGUAAAGAGCGGCCGAUCGUCUGUCAGCAACAUAAAUGAACAUGCAGAGUCCAGAAUGAGGCACAGGCCAAAGAGGGGAGCUGAGCUUCCCUUCAACUGUGUCAUAGACUCCCGAUUCAGGACUCUUUGAGGUACACAGGCAGUAUUGUGUGUCAUGAGAGGAAACGGCUGCUGAUUGUGCAUUUGUUGUGCAUGUUUUUUUUUUGUUUGUUUUUUGUAAUGUAUUGUAUUUAUAUUUAUAUAAGUGCUGCUCAUAUUGUGAUGUUUUCUGUUGUUUGAGGGUAAGAAGUACAAGGAUCCCUUGUCCUGCUCUGCUUACUUAAGUUAUAAACCGAUGCACUCACUUUUCAAACAUAUCUAUGUUUCGUUUGGUUUAUUUUUGAUUUCGAGUAGCAAUCCUGUUACCAUGCCCUCUAUUUGUAAUGGGAAUAUUUAUAAAAAUGACUCAGCCUCUGCAUCUCUCGUGUUUCCAUGCUAUGUUAGAGGAUUAUUCUGUUAAACAGAACAAGUCGAACCCUAAAUUAACAGUUGUUCCCCUCUUUAAAAUACAUUCAGGCCCCUGCUUGCAGCUCAGUAGAGGCUUUGGAAACUUCCUUUGAAUCCGGAGCCUCCAGAACCUCCGCUCAUUCUCUCUUAAAAAAGCUUGUGAGGAUUGACGGCAUUUCACGGAGGUCUAAUUUUUCCAGAUCCCGGGUUAAUGUUUGGGGCCUCACAUGGCGACUGCCCAACAUUUCGCUCCCCUCUGCUGACACGUUGGAGCUAAUCUUCUCACAUUCCCCUCGCUGAGGGAAUGCUCCCGUUAAAGAAAAAAAGGCUAUCUAAAGUCUGACCCCUCGCCCUUGUUAAAAUGGCACACAUUCUCCACAUGAUUCCUCCUCUUGGGGUGGUUAUUUCUUCUGAGCCGUGGUAGCUGGUUCCAUCAUGAGCACAGAAUCGGUCAACUAUAAUUGGCCCGCAUUUGCUACUCUAUUUGUUGUCCCCAUCACUGUGUUAUAUUCAGACCUGUUUUCUCCAUUGCUCACAUUUCUAACUGUAUCCCUAACAUGGAAUCUUCUAUUUAUUUCUCCCUGCAUGAUGCAGGAUCACUGAACACUGCUGAAUGUAGACUCCUGUUUUCCAAGACUGAGUUUUAUAUUUGACUGGAAAUUCAGAUUUCUUAAGAGGGAAAAUGCAAAAUAACUGAGUUGUAAGACUGAUUUCCAUCUUGACAACAUAAUUCCAGGAGUAUCUGUGUCAAAUCAAACAAAUAUCAUGUGAAAUGUCAAACACAUAGUUUUUUCCCCUUCAUACUUCUUCCAUCAUCGUUUCCCGUCACAAUGCAUUUGCUGGUCAAUGCGGCGUGUCCUUUGACGUAUUGCCCUACUCUUUGUUUGGAAUGUGUUUACAUGAAUGGCUAUUUGAAGUGAGAGAUGUUAAUAUAUUUUCGUUUUGUUUCUGUUUAUAUUUUCUGUAUUUUUAUUGUUUUCUGGUGCCAAAGAUGUACUCUAAAUUAUAACCGUUGUCAAAUACAAAAGGUCCCGUCAAGGCGCCUUGCUUCAGCUGGUUGACCCAUUUUGUUAUGGCUGUGAACUUUUGUAAAGGAAACAUUUGUAUGUAUGCCUUAACAUUUCUCCAUAAUAGAUUAAAAUUCUUAAUAUAUGUCUCAGAAAA
Xyrichtys novacula (pearly razorfish) is the source of this 10193-nucleotide messenger RNA. The record is from the annotation of a GenBank genome assembly. Lineage: Eukaryota; Metazoa; Chordata; Actinopteri; Labriformes; Labridae.